CUGAGUGGGCUGUGGACAGAGCCCCUAUUGUUCCCAGCCCACUCCUGCCUAAUAUGGAAUUCGCAGGGAAACCAAUGAUUUCCUGACACUGACGAUGCGUGGCCGCGCAGGGGCGAGUGCAAAACGCUGUUUAGAGUACCGAGGGAUUAAACCGUGGCCGCAGAAACAGAAAAAUGUAAAACAACGGGAUGCAAGUUGUAGGAGUUAUCGCAAGUUUCCAUAAAAGCGCUGUCGAUGGCGUCAGGUUGUUUUGGGAGCGAGAGCUAACGCGUGGGUCACCUACUUGACGGAUUUGGCUGCGCACGGUUCGACACAGUACAUAAAUCGCGUUUUACGUACGAUUACGGGCAAAACUAUCGAGAUUUUUGUCGACCAGGAGGUUUGGUACCCGUGGUGAAUAUAGUUUCAGGACUUAUCAUGCCUACUCUCGGCACAAAAAGUAGGCGGAAUGCGGUGGAGAUGGUUGAGGAUCGCAGCGAUACUGAGGAUAUUGCGGCCAAGAAGAUGUUGAAAUGCGUCGUGGUUGGUGACGGGGCGGUGGGGAAAACCUGUUUGCUGAUGAGUUACGCAAAUGAUGCUUUUCCAGAGGAAUAUGUACCGACUGUAUUCGAUCAUUAUGCGGUAAAUGUUAUGGUAUCUGGGAGACAGCACUUGCUUGGAUUGUACGAUACUGCUGGACAGGAGGAUUACAACCAGCUGCGGCCCCUUUCCUACCCCAACACUGAUGUCUUUCUCAUCUGCUUCUCCGUCGUGAAUCCGGCUUCCUAUCACAACGUGCAGGAGGAAUGGGUACCUGAGCUGAAAUCCUGCAUGCCUCACGUACCCUACAUCCUCAUCGGAACACAGAUUGACUUGCGUGAUGACCCAAAGACACUGGCCCGACUGCUUCAGAUGAAGGAGAAGCCACUAAGCUAUGAGCAGGGCCUUAAGCUGGCCAAAGAGAUUGGAGCCCAGUGCUAUCUUGAGUGCUCAGCAUUGACUCAGAAAGGACUAAAGACAGUUUUUGAUGAGGCCAUUUUGACUAUCUUCAGCCCCAAGAAACAGAAAAGGGGCUGCAGAGCCUGUUGGAGUUGCUGUGCUAUCGUGUGAGGACGGACAUCUCCAACUGUGAACGCCCACGCCUCCUAUAAAGCUUUGUCUACACCACAGACCCAAGCAUCCAAAACCGCCUCCAGUCUGAUGCACAUCCUUCCUAUCUCCAUCGGCUUGUUGUCUCUCAAGACAAUGAGAGGUCUUGCCCUCAGUACAUGUGUCUAACAGAGAGCUUCUCUCACAAUUGUUGAAGUUACUGACAAUAGAAGUGCCUUAAUCCGCAUCCAGCGUGCACACUCUUCUCAAACCAAAGAUUUCUCACUUACUGCUAGUCACUGACGUGCAGCGACGUCUUCAAUCUCCAAUCAAAAAAGAAAGUGGCAGAUACUUCUCUGGGCCAUUGGAUUUUUUUAACAGACUACAUUAUAUGGUUUCGCAAGGCUUAUAAAAAAUGAAAAUCCAUUCCUUCGUAAAGACGGCUUCUCUCAGUCACCUCAAAUCAAUACUGCGCUCUUUCUGCAGUCGAUGCUUCAGCAGUUUGAGCUAGUUAAUAAGGGAAAUUCUCUGGAGGCUUGCCAACUCAUCAAUAAAGAGAGAGAUGUUACAGAGACCAGAUAGAAAGAGAGAGAGAGAGAAGUGUCUUUACCAUGAUUUAUUAGUCUUGCGGGUCAAAAUUAGCAUACCCCAUGUUAACACUUCCAAUAAACAGCUACAUAACUACACAUCUAGAAACAACAAUCAAAUACUCUACACUAAAGCCCUAUUCGCACGGGAUUAGUAUUAGUGAUUUGUAAUAAUUGCGGAGCUUGUCUGUGAUCUUAAUCCUGGCCAUGUCUGUAAUUUGUAAAGUAAUUCCCCUGCAAAUGAAUGAACAUAUUUCGCAGAACAAAGAGGUCCUGUGAAAAUAUUACUCCCUUGCAAAUCGGCAUCUCUGUAAUUUGGCCAGGAUUUGGCAGGGCUGUGUAUAUAUCAUUUUUCAAGGCUUUUGUUACCUGUGCGCCUUUUUUCCAUUUUCCCUGUUUCUGUACCUUUCGUGCUGCAACAUAUACAGAGACACAUUCCUCCACUUAUAUGGCUUUCCUUGUGAAACUUGAGGGAUUUGUUAUAUAUUUCUGAUUUUAAAUGUCUAAUCAGUCUCUCCUCUUCCACGUUUGAUGAUUAAUAUUUAGAAUGUGCAGAACAGGGGAUUAUCACGCUUCUGGGUUUCGUGGGCAGGACUUGUCAACUUUGUGCAUGUCCACUUCCAGCGCAGUUAAGUUACUUUUACUUUGUUACAUUUUUCAACAAAUUAUCUGUACUUUUACUUUACUACAUUUCUACAACACCAUCAUUCCUUUACGUACCUUUCGCAACAACUUUUCUGUUUAAUCUGGACCCGCAGAACUGGCAUUACGAUCCACCGGAAGUGGACGUGCACGAAGAUCGCUGAAAGCGGAAGUACUACGUAUCAGCUUGAUAAUCCCUUACUGUCAUUAUUUGAGAUUUCCGAGUUAAGGUGGAACUGUCAGCCACGAUAUCGCAGAACCGUUUCUAAAAUAGAAUCCACUGACAUUUGACAAUCAAGGUAAAGGUACCUUUUACCAUGUGUAGCUGCAUGUAUAGGACAAGGUGUUACACAAAGCCUCAACAUCAUAACCAAUAAGUCGGUAAAAGUAAGUAAAAUCACAGGCUUUGCUUAUCCCGUGCGACACGAAACUCGUAGGGGGGUAAUGUCUAAUGUUGCGUUUACACCAGCCGCAGUGGAGGCGGCAAAAACGCGCUAUUUGCGCGUAGUUGGACGCUUAAACUUUUGAGUUUUCUUGCUCCAUUCAUGCAUGAAAUUCUAGUCAUUCGAGACAUUCACGCGGAAAUCCGCGUCAUGGGAGAGGCUUCUGCGACUCUGCUGAGACUCCGCUUGCUUCCUGUAAUCACGUCACUACUACAGCCAGGUCCUGAUUGGUUUACGCGGCGCGGAAAUCCGCCGAAGUUCCGAUUUUCCAACUCGCGCGUUUCCCAAUUGCGUUCCGCGCAAUUCAUGCUGCAGGAGGAUGCCUAAUCGCGUCUUUGAAUUGACUUAACAUGUAAAUCACCCGCGCUUGCCGCCUCUACCGCGGCUGGUGUAAACGCAGCAUAAAUCACACGAGGUCCCCAUAUAGUACUAAUCCUGUGCGAAUAGUACUUAAUACUGAAAAAAAAAAUAAGUGACAAAUAUGUGCGUACUGUGCCACAUGAAAUAUUUGGGUUUCUUUGGGUUUUCAAUAAUGCAAGGCCCUGAAGGAAAUCACUUGACACACAAUUUUCUGUCCCCGUAUUUGAAGUGUUGCCAUCUUGAAGAGCUGAUUAUGGAUUAUAAACUAUGAUUUGCUACUUGCUAGUAGGUUUCAGGGAAAGACAUCAUCUCAUUUUAUUGAGCAUUUGAUUGAAGAUAAAUCUGUGUAGUGCAACCUGUCAUCAAUGUCUUAAGCCCAAUUUAUACUUCUGCGCCAAGUGUCUAUGUAUAAACGCUUACUCUAUGCCAUAGGCUGAAAUACAUCCACAAAAAUGUAAAAAUACAUCGAUUCUAUGCGGAUCUGUGCAAGCACUGUGAUUGGUUGAUUCGAUUUUUCGAUAGGUGCGUGUCAGGCAUGCAUAUAUGUGUAGCAGUGGCUGGCUGUGACUUUUCUUUUGGGAGGCACGAAUGCAAAACUCGUCAAAACAUGUAUGUUGCUCGUUGUGUGUGUGGCUUGUCAUGUCAAAAUAUGUGUUCGCUGCGCAUCACGCAUUAUGUAAAAAAGUGCCUGCUGCAGACACGUCGAAGGGGUUUAUGAUAUAAGAGAUGCUUGUGUUUGCUAGAUACUCGCUUAAUCUCACGUGUAAUUAGUUUUGUGUUACAGGUACACUUUUUUUGAAAAUAUGCUAAUUUUUCAGCUCCUCUAGAGUUAAACAUUUGAUUUUUACCAUUGUGGAAUCCAUUCAGCUGAUCUCCGGGUCUGGCGCUAUCACUUUUAGCAUUGCUUAGCAUAAUCCACUGAAUCAGAUUAGACCAUUAGCAUCGUGCUAAAAAAUAACCAAAGAGUUUUGAUAUUUUUUCCUAUUUAAAACUCUUCUGUAGUUACAUCGUGUACUAAGACAGACGGAAAAUUAAAAGUUGCGAUUUUCUAAGCCGAUGUGGCUAGAAACUAUACUCUCAUUCUGGUGUAAUAAUCAAGGACUUUGCUGCUGUAACAUGGCUUUGAGUCAGAAACGGAGAUGGCAGGCCAGAGCUUGACAUUUUUGCGAUCAUAAAAACUCCUGCAAGGCCUGAAAGAUAUUAAGCCUCAGCCAAGUAAGAAAAAGUAACGCAAAAGUAACUUAAAAGUAACGUAAGCAUUACUUUCCAUGAAAAGUAAAUAAGUAACGCAAUUAGUUACUUUUUGGGGGAGUAACUUAAUAUUGUAAUGCAUUACUUACUAAAAGUAACUUUCCCCAACACUGCUAGCCACACGCAUGACACGCCGAACACAUAUUUUGCAUUCCUGCCUCCUUGAAGGAAGUCACUACACGCCACUGAUGCAUAGGCUACUGGCUACGUCAUACACUCGAUGCAGAAGUAUAAAUUGGACUAUUUUCUCAGGAGAUAAAGUAAAUUUUAAAUGCUAAAGUACAAGGAAUACUGUACACUAGCAUACAGAUGUCAAAGCUGACAAACCCCCAUUUUUAGUCACUUAUUUGAAAGCCAUUAGAUCAUUAUCUUUGAAGAACAAAGGUGUACAAAUGAUUGUGCCAUAAUUGUAAUAUUUAUCUUCUGAACAUUUACAUUUUACAGCCUGCAUUUUAUGGUAAUGUCUUCUGAAAUGCAUCUGCCUACGCACAUUUUUAAAUAAUGCUCUCAUUUCCUACUUUUAAGAAUAAGCCAGCUCUGCUUACCAAAAAAAAAAACCACCCAUAUUGUUCAUUAUUUCAGCUGAAGUAGUCAUGGGUUUACAGAGCACUAGCCCUAUACACUGUCUAACUGUUCUGUUUUGCCUCUAGCUAAAGCCACCCCCAUGUUAUCCCCUUUUAAGAACACGAAUGGCUUUGUUCUGCAGGCUUGCUGGCCCGUUGUGAUCCUUCACUCUAACAAGUCCUUUACUUUGCAAGUAUCUUGUUAUGCCCUAACUGUGUGCUCAUUUUUUUUACAUGUUCACUGGUUCCCUACUGUAUUUUUAUACAACGUGCCAAACGGUAUGGACAUUAUGUGAAGCCUUUACCGUUUUGUUUUAGACAUUGUAGAGUGACAGGACAGUUUGUAAUAACUGAUUGUACUUUCUCAGGUUGUGCUUUGUGCAGCAACAGGUGAAGAUCUGAGGAGCUUUUAGGGUAAUAACCAUCUGCCAAAGAACUUUUGCCAAAUAUUUUGCUGGUCGCCACAUUAUCACAUUCACCAACGUUCAGUGAGAUGUUCUCAGGUGACCUCAACAAUGGACACCAGGACUGGUACCUGAUUUUCAUGUUAGUUCCUUAGUUAGACCUCAGGGACUUAAUUUUAUAGCACACUAGGGUGCUAGUGACCUUCCUUUGAGUGAGGAAUUAAACCUGCUCUAUGGAGAGAACGGAUGAGCCUUCGUUCACUUGCCUUGGAUGUAGCAUAGAGUUUGUUUCUUCACUUAGUUUAAAGUGCACUUAUUGACACUGUGCCUUGCAUUGUCCUAUGCAAUUGUUUAUAUACUGUAAUCCCAAAUAGAAGAUCAGUGUUUGGCCACUGGUCACAUGAACUGUAACUUGAACUGAACUGUAAAUGUAUUUAAGAUUUUGAGUAUUAGUUUUUCUUUCAAUUUCAGUUGGUUUAUAUGCUGCAGAAAUGUGACAGCUUUCUGUGCCAAACCUAAAAUUUUGUGUAAAUGUAUAUCCAGGGUGAUUAAAGCUUGUGAUCAAAUUUAAA
Misgurnus anguillicaudatus (oriental weatherfish) is the source of this 5890-nucleotide messenger RNA. RefSeq names its product ras homolog family member J (gene rhoj). Lineage: Eukaryota; Metazoa; Chordata; Actinopteri; Cypriniformes; Cobitidae. Gene Ontology annotation, molecular function: GTP binding; GTPase activity. The record is from RefSeq and is a predicted model, not a curated record. Gene Ontology annotation, biological process: small GTPase-mediated signal transduction.